Kwoniella mangroviensis CBS 8507 is the source of this 1188-nucleotide messenger RNA. Its product is annotated as mitochondrial 54S ribosomal protein uL4m. Gene Ontology annotation, biological process: translation. The transcript has 6 exons. Gene Ontology annotation, molecular function: structural constituent of ribosome. The coding region runs from base 1 to 1188 and encodes 395 amino acids. Lineage: Eukaryota; Fungi; Basidiomycota; Tremellomycetes; Tremellales; Cryptococcaceae. Gene Ontology annotation, cellular component: ribosome. The record is from RefSeq and is a predicted model, not a curated record.
AUGAAGUCUGCUACACGACUGAUGCCAUCUCUAUCCCAGCCUUUGAGAUCCUCCUCUCGACCUAUAUCACGUACGAUCCUCUCCCGAUCCGUUUUAGCAGGACCUAGCAGAUUACCCAGGUUCUACACUACUACAUCUAAUGUCCCACCUACAACUGCUCAACCAUUGAACCCCGCUGAGAAUGUUGAGGCAGCAUCAGAAGGAGAGGAGCUGGAGGAGGAUUUACCUUCGAAUAUCAAUUUUGAGGAAUUAUCAGAAGAGGCUGAUGAGAGUAUUGAUAGAUUUUUGAGUCAUGGCAGUGAAUCAUCAUCGAUUAGAUCAAAUUCUCAAUUCGAUCCCAUCCUCUUACCCAUCUCUUCUUUAGCUUCUUCCACCCCGACCCUCCCAUCUGAAUCUGGCCUCGUCGUUUCACUCCCACCGGAUAUAUUCGCUCAACCUAUUAGGAGAGAUAUCUUACAUAGAUGUGUCGUAUGGUACCUUUCCUUGUUAAGAUCUGGAACGAAAAGUACCAAAUCGAGAUCGACGGUCAAUUACUCUGGAAGGAAAUUGAGACCUCAAAAGGGUACUGGUAGAGCGAGAGUGGGAGAUGCAAGUAGUGGUACCCGACGAGGAGGUGCUCCUAUCCAUCCAAUCUUCCCUAAAGAUUGGUCUCAGAAACUACCCCGUAAGAUCAGAUACCUAGGAUUGAAAAUCGCCUUAUCGUCCAAAUUGAACUCCGGUUUAUUGAGAGUAGUGGACAAUCUCAAUGAAGGAGAAUGGAAGGGGACAAACGAAGCUUCAAGAGCAUUAUCCAACGAAGUGGUGAAGACGGAAAACCCAGUCGAUCUUGAACCUAUCAUCUCUUCCUCUUCUUCUGAAGAAUCUGCUACCCCCCAAGAAACCCAAGAAGAGAUUCAAGUGAUCAAUAAAUUUGGACCAUCUAAAGAUCUAUCAAUCUUAUUCGUUUACUCACCUGAGAAAUUACAUGAUGAAGGAUUAUGGAAUUUCCAUAAAUCUAUUAGGAAUAUACCGGGAUUAGAAUUGAUCUCAACAGAUGAACUGCAAGUCUAUCACGUAUUGAAAUACAAGUGGUUGGUCAUGGAGGGUACAGCUAUCGAUGCGAUUUCGGGUGUACAGGAUCUACAAGAUGAGUUGGAGUUGGUACCGGAACAAUUGAAUGAGGGAGAACCAUCAAGAGUAAUUGUGUAA